Messenger RNA from Mesitornis unicolor (brown roatelo), 676 nucleotides. RefSeq names its product trophoblast glycoprotein (gene TPBG). Gene Ontology annotation, biological process: negative regulation of canonical Wnt signaling pathway. NCBI's taxonomy places the organism in Eukaryota, Metazoa, Chordata, Aves, Mesitornithiformes, Mesitornithidae. Gene Ontology annotation, cellular component: plasma membrane. The annotation marks the transcript as partial. The record is from RefSeq and is a predicted model, not a curated record. The transcript has a single exon. Gene Ontology annotation, molecular function: protein binding.
CCUGGCCGCCAUGCUUCAGUCUGGGGCCCUGCGCAACCUCAGCCGCCUGGAGCUGGCCAACAACGGGCUGGUGCUGCUGCCCGCCGGCAUGUUCACAGCCCUGCCCGCCCUGCGACAGCUGGAUCUCAGCAACAACUCCCUGGUGGGCCUGCGAAACAUCUCCUUCCAGGGGCUGGGCCAGCUGCAGAGCCUCAACCUCAGCAACAACUCCCUGAGUGUGCUGAGGAACAGCACCCUGGCCCAGUUCCGGGGCCUGCCUGCCCUCCGGCACAUCGACCUGGGCCGCAACACCUGGGUCUGUGACUGUGCUAUCGAGGACCUGGUGGCUUGGCUCAAGGAGAGCGACCAGGUGGAGGGCAAAGAAACCCUGACCUGCGCCUACCCCGACAAGAUGCUGGGCAAAGCCCUGCUGAAGAUCAGUGUCUCGGACCUGAACUGCUCCGUACCCAUUAACCUCCCUUCCCAGCUACAGACUUCAUACGUCUUCCUAGGGAUAGUCUUAGCUCUCAUCGGGGCCAUUUUCCUUCUGGUUUUGUACUUGAACCGAAAAGGAAUCAAAAAGUGGAUGCACAACAUCAGAGAUGCCUGUAGGGAUCAUAUGGAGGGCUACCACUACAGAUACGAGAUCAACGCAGACCCCAGGUUAACAAACCUCAGCUCCAACUCAGACGUCUGA